GGCGAGCGCCCAGCGCCGGCCGGCAGAGCAGAGCACCCAAUUCAAUCAUCUGGUGGUACUGGAGCAACUUGCUAGCCAUGGCGUCCUCCUCCUCCUCUGUCGCCAUCGCGGCGGCUCUGCUCCUCUGCAUCCUCGCCGCGCACGGCCACGGCUGCUGCGCCAAGCGCAGCGGCGGCGGCGGCAAGAAGGCCCACUCCCACCACGCGCCCCCGCACGCCCACGUCGCGCCGCCUCCUUCUUCCCCGCCGGCCACCGGCCCGCCGUCCUACGGCUACGGCUCCCCUCCUCCCCCAGCCGCCAUCCCGCCUCCUCCCGCGGCCAAUUCCAGCUCCAACAGCACCAAUGUCGACGCCGGCGGCUGGCUCGACGCCAGGGCGACGUGGUACGGCGCGCCCAAGGGCGCCGGGCCCGACGACAACGGCGGCGCCUGCGGGUUCAAGAACGUCAACCUGCCACCCUUCUCCGCCAUGACCUCGUGCGGCAACGAGCCGCUCUUCAAGGACGGCAAGGGAUGCGGCUCAUGCUACCAGAUACGGUGCGUGUCGGCGGGCCACCCGGCGUGCUCCGGCGUGCCGGAGACGGUGAUCAUCACGGACAUGAACUACUACCCGGUGUCCCGCUUCCACUUCGACCUCAGCGGCACCGCCUUCGGCGCCAUGGCCAAGGACGGCCGCAACGACGAGCUCCGCCACGCCGGCAUCAUCGACAUGCAGUUCAGGAGGGUGCCGUGCCAGUACCCGGGGCUCACGGUCACGUUCCACGUGCAGCACGGCUCCAACCCCUACUACCUGGCCAUCCUGGUGGAGUACGAGAACGGCGACGGCGACGUGGACCAGGUGGACAUCAUGCAGUCACGGCCGGACGUCGCCGGAGAAGGCGGGAUGGCGCCGACGGGGGAGUGGGUGCCCAUGACCGAGUCGUGGGGGUCCAUCUGGCGGAUGGACACGCGGCGCCCCAUGCAGGGCCCCUUCUCGCUGCGCAUCACCAACGAGUCCGGCAAGACGCUCGUCGCCGACCAGGUCAUCCCCGCCGACUGGGAGCCCAACGAGAUAUACAGCUCCAUCAUCCAGUUCGACUAAUCUUCUUUAGUCGAUCCAUCAAUUGAUCUAGCAUAUAUACAUCGGAAAAUAUAAUGUGUGUGUGAUGAUGCAUCAUAUGCGUGCGUGGCGUUGGUGUACGUACUAUAGCUGAUGAAUCAAUAGCCGCUCUGUGACCGAUCGAGUUGGUUCAUCUUAGUGCCUUACGUAGCAGGGUGAGACGUCGCCUGUGACGUCCGGUGAGUAGUGUCGUCCUCCAUCGUGUACCCCAGUCCAGUCCUGUGCUUAGCCUUAUACUACAUGCAUGUAUCACUUAAUGUUGGCAAUUACUCCAGUUGCCCUCCA
Molecule: messenger RNA, 1382 nt
Organism: Aegilops tauschii subsp. strangulata
Lineage: Eukaryota; Viridiplantae; Streptophyta; Magnoliopsida; Poales; Poaceae
Product: expansin-B3
Biological process (GO): sexual reproduction
Cellular component (GO): extracellular region
Source: RefSeq, a predicted model, not a curated record